Hypanus sabinus (Atlantic stingray) is the source of this 3713-nucleotide messenger RNA. RefSeq names its product cyclin-dependent kinase 2-associated protein 1. The coding region runs from base 278 to 673 and encodes 131 amino acids. The transcript is spliced from 3 exons. Lineage: Eukaryota; Metazoa; Chordata; Chondrichthyes; Myliobatiformes; Dasyatidae. Gene Ontology annotation, cellular component: nucleus; cytoplasm. The record is from RefSeq and is a predicted model, not a curated record.
GGAAGAGGCUAAACAGUCGACGUUUCGGACCGAGACUCGCUUCCAUGGAUGAGUCCCUCCAGUGUGUGUUGGUUCGGAGCAAGGCAAGCGGUGCCCCGGCCCCAGAGUGCGAGGGGCUGCCCGAGCAGGCGGGAGAGGCGAGGUCGGCACCGCGACCGGGCGGUAGGACCCGGGGGCUGCCCCGCUUGUGUCACUCCCAGACCACGUGGCGUCGGGGUCCCGGCAUGCUCCGCGGAGGAGACAUGAGGGCGGCGACGCGUCGGAAGUGUUGGUUGAGAUGGACGGAGGGAGGUCGGAGGUGAGAGGUCGCGGUCCGGCGGCCGGCCGGCCGACGAUGAGCGGCGGCCAGGCACCACAGAGUAAAUAUGCGGAGCUGCUGGCUAUAAUUGAAGAGCUGCGGAAAGACGUUCGGCCGUCGUACGCUGGGAAUAAAAGCGCAAUGGAGCGUCUAAAGCGAGAAAGUACUGGAUAUGGCCCAGUGGAUGAAGCGCACCCGACCAUUGAGCACAUGUGCAGUGGAGCGUUAUUGCAUGAAGCAGCACCCAUUAUCAGGAACCCUCAUCAACCAGGCCAUUCUCUCCUCACUGCUGCCAUCAGGUACAGGAGCCUCAGGACUUGCACCACCAGGUUCAAGAAUGGUUAUUACCCCUCAACCAUCAGGCUCAUGAACUAAAGAGGGUAACUUCACUGAACUGAUUCCACAACCUAUGAACUCUCUUUCAAGGACUCUUCAUCUCAUGUUCUCGGUGUUUAUUGCUGAUUUAUUUAGUAUUAUUUUGUUUUUUUUUCCUGUUUUGUAUUAGCCCUGUUUGUUGCCUUUUGCCCACUGGCUGUCUGUCUUUGGUGUGUGCAGUUUUUCAAUGAUUCUGUCGUGUUUCUUAGUAAUUAUUGUGAAUGUCUGCAGGAAAAUGAAUCUCAGGGUUGUACAGGGUGACAUGUAUGUACUUUGAUAAUAAAUUUACUUUGAACUUUGAAUUGCUUCCUGUGGGUGGACAAGAGAAGAGAAUGUGUUUGUUAGCACUUGGAAUUGCUUUUCUGUUGGGACAAAUCAUCCAAAAGUUAAUAAUUCCAUUUCUGAACCAGAAGCAGGUUUAAUAUUGUAUGUCAGGACAUUUGUCAGCAGUACACGACAAUAGUAUAACUAUAAAUUACAAUAAGUAUAUAAAAUUAACGAAAUAGUGCAAAAAGAGAGGGAAAAUACUGAGGAAAUGUUCAUUGUCCAUUCAGAAAUGGAUGGCAGAGGGGAAGGAGCUGUUCCUGAACCGUUAAGUGUGAGCCUUUGGGCUCCUGUACCUCCUCCCUGACAUUAGCAAUGAGAAGAGGACAAAGAUCUCUUUGUAGAACUACUGAGAAGUGGAAAGAAAAAUUCCAAAACUGCACCAGGCUUCACGUGGCCUAUAGCUCUGCACUUGGCUUUAGAGUCAUAGAACUGUACGGCACAGAAACAGGCUCUUCUGGCCAUCUAGUCUGUGCCAGACCAUUUAAACUGCCUACUCCCAUCGACCUGCACUGGGACCAUAGCCUUCCAUACCUCUGCCCCAUCCAUGUACCUAUCCAGACUUCUCUUAAACAUUGAAAUGGAGCUUGCGCUGCAGCUCGUUCCACACUUUUCACCCGCCUCUGAGUGCCUCCCAGCACAGUAAGCAAAUAUCCCUACUUUGGCAUGAGGGUGAAUGGAGCCAAGACCACGUCCUAAAUAUUCAUGCCCAAAGAUCUGUCUGAGUGAUCCCAAUAGGUCCAGUGACUUACCAUCUCCAUGUGAAUCUGAAACUGGACGCAGUUUCAAAUCACGCAGAUGCGCCGACAGUGACAGAAUCGGAACUUUCUCGCGGCUUUGUCCAUAACAACAUUAUCAAACAAACAAUGUGUAACUUGCAGAACAAAUUCCACCCUGUACCCAGAUAACAGCUUCAGUCUAUACAAAGUAAUUCUCCAGAUAAGGCGUCACCCUGAGGUUAGUUUUUAAGCUUGUUCCGUGACAGUGAGCAAUCCUCUUAUCAGAAACAGCCAUUAUCGGUACAGUUGGCUCUGGAAAAUAGACAAGCAAUUUGACAGUUAAAUCUAUCUCUUACGUUCAUCCGAAACCAAUCGCUUCAGGAUAAUUGCUGUUGCCAAUGGAAAUCUGGAGAAUAUAAAUAGAAUCAUAGAUUAGACUUCUUGAGUUAAGAUAUUCCUUUUUCUUCAAACGGUUGUCCUUUAUUAAACAAAACUGAUAUUUUUACCCCAUCUGGAAGUUGCCGAAAUUCUAGCCGGUCCCUUGUUUUAUUUCUACAUAAUGAUUAAUUGCUCGUGUCACACACUAAACGUGACAAUUCUGGUCUUCAAAGUACGUUUAUUAUCAAAGCAUGUACAUGUACAACCUUGAGUUCUGACUCAUUACAGGCGGCCACAAAACAAAGACCCCAUUAAAACAGUCGAACACUCAAUUCGCAGAACAAAAAACAAAUCGUACAAACAAUACAAGGAGGCAAAAAACUUUCAGAACUGAAGUUCAUGAAAGUGAGUCCACAGCCAUGAAGCCAGUCAGCAGUGCAGCUGAUCCAGGAGCCCGCUAGUUGCGGGCCACGGCCUCGGUUCAGUGCAGAGGCGAAUAAACCUCGUGGAGUGGUGUGUUGAACACCAGCCCCAUGGAGUGGACACUCUGAUCUUUCACAAUCUGGCUUGGCGCUUAAAUCGGCCAUAACCCCGGUUAUUCCUUGCUCUCGGACCUGGGACCUGCUGCCUCAAUUCAGUCCAUAACUGACCUUUCCAAUUCGCCCGGUGCUUAAGUCAGUCAAAUCUCAGCUCGACCCUCGCUCUUGGGUGCAGACACCGCCCACCUCGGUUCGGCCACUUCGAAUCACCUCCGAGUCCACUCCAACAGCCAAACAUUGCCUCUUUCUUUCCCUGCUCUCCAGCCCAGCGCCCUAGUGCCUCAAUUCGGCCCAUACACACAUCACAACUGUCCUGCGCCUUCGAGACUUCAGUUCGCUUCAUGGAAUAAUAAGAGGAGAAUUGAUUAUUUUAUUUUUUAUUAUAUACUAUUAGAUUAAUACUAUGUAUGAUCUUGAUAAUGUUUAUUUUACCUUUUAUAUGAAUUGUUAUCGAUAUAGAUAUUUGAGAUAAUUCUCUUGUUUAUAUAUAGAACCAUAAAACAUUACAGCACAGAAACAGGCCAUUUUGGCCCUUCUUGGCGGUGCCGAACCAUUUUUCUGCCUUGUCCCACUGACCUGCACCUGGCCCGUAUCCCUCCAUACACCUGUCAUCCAUGUACCUGUCUAAGUUUUUCUUAAAUGUUAAAAGUGAGCCCGCAUUUACCACUUCAUCUGGCAGCUCAUUCCACACUCCCCCCAAGCCCCCCCACCAAUGUUCCCUUUAAACUUUUCCCCCUUCACCCUUAACCCUCUGGUUUUUUUCUCCCCUGGCCUCAGUGGAAAAAGCCUGCUUGCAUUCACUCUAUCUGUACCCAUCAUAAUUUUAUACACCUCUAUCAAAUCUCUCCUUAUUCUUCUACGCUCCAGGGAAUAUGUACUUCUUUUAGUUAAUAAAAAGAUUGAAAAAGCAAGAGGUUUUAGUUCACUCCGCAAAAAUGCCACAUUGAACAGGCGGUUCAAAAGCUCAACUCUGAAAGGAAAGUUACAGACUGUUGAUUACCAUGACCGGUUUAAUGCAGUGUUAAUGUGUUAUGAGGUUAUAUGUGGUUUGAUUUAAUUAAACAGCUAAGGAAAGGUUAA